AUGUCAGAGAAUCGCCAGCGACAGCACAAGUUCUCAAAUAAGAAGGAUGCCGCCCGAGUGAACCGACGGGAAGUGGCGGUUCAGCUCCGAAAGACUGCUCGUGAAGACCAGAUGUCCAAGAGACGUAAUCUUGCUGAAGAUCUCAACACCUCGCCAUUGAAGACGAACUCUCCUGACCGAAAUGACGACGAACGACAGCUUCCAAAGAGCUAUGACGAGAUCCGGUCUUUCUUCGCGAGCGGAAUGCCCUCCCAAGUCCGAAGAGCUUGCAAGGCUUGCCGAAAGAAGCUUUCCGCUUCUGGAAAUCCGCCAAUCGACGAAAUUAUCAAUGAAGGUUUUGUGAGACCUCUCAUUCAAGCUUUGUAUUCGACUGACAACGCCACACAGAAAGAAGCGGCAUGGGCUCUUACCAAUAUCACUUGUGGAAACGAACGACAAACAGCAGAAGUCGUCAAUAAAGGAGGCGUCGCCGCGUUGACACAUUGCUUCACGAAUGAUGAGGAUCCUGAAACUGUGGAGCAAGCGAUCUGGGCCAUUGGUAACAUAGUAGGCGAUGGACCCAGGAUGCGCGAUUUCGUUAUCGAAGCUGGUAUCGUUACAUUGAUCAUGCCACACAUCAAGUCCGAACAAAGCAACGAGUUCCUCGCCAAUUUGACCUGGAUGCUUUCAAAUCUUUGCCGAAACAAGCCUCCGCCUAAAUUUGAGCAGGUGAAACCGCUCCUACUUCCGCUCAAUGCGCUUCUUUGCUGGAAGGACCCUAAAUGUAAUGUCGACGCAGCAUGGGCCCUAAGCUACUUUUCCGACGGGGGCGAUGAAUACGUCGAAGCAAUGGCGAACGUGGACGGGCUCAUAAAACAGUUAAUGGUCCUGGCCUCGUCAGACAAGCCGAAAGUGAUGGUUCCUGCCAUCCGAGCGCUCGGAAAUAGCCUGACAGGAAACGACGAGAACACGGAGACGAUUAUGAACUCUGGCUUCUUGGACAUGGCUGCUUACAUGCUCAAUGGAUCAAUGAGACGCGCAGACAGUGUUAUCAAGGACGUGAUUUGGGGACUCUCAAAUAUCGCAGCUGGCACCCCUAAUCAACAGCAUCGCUUGGCUAGCAGAACAGAUCUUCUCAGAGAAGUCUCGGACCGAUUAAAAGGCGCCGAGUUCAAAAUUCGAAAGGAAUGCUGUUAUGUUUUCGGAAAUCUUGUUACAAGCUCAAAGAAGUUAAAGAAGGACGAUGUUUACAAUCUUAUUAUGUGUCAGUCGAUUGAGUCCGUUGCGACGAUUCUCGAGUGCAACGAUACUCAACUGAUCGAAGUUGCUCUCCGAUUCUACAAAUGCAUGCUUGAGCUGGCAGAUCAGCACAAUAUCGACAUUUUUAGCGCGGUCGAAGAAAGCGGCGCGCUGGACUCAUUCGAGGCUCUUCAAAUGCACCAAAGUGACGAAAUCUACAGCCUUGCCGUCCACAUUGUCGAGACCUGGUUCUGCAACGAAGACUUCACCAAUCCAGAAACUGACGAAAUGGCCUUCAAAGAGCCCCUUCACGAGUCAAACCAAAAAUUUGCCUUCUAA
Messenger RNA from Oikopleura dioica, 1557 nucleotides. NCBI's taxonomy places the organism in Eukaryota, Metazoa, Chordata, Appendicularia, Copelata, Oikopleuridae. The record is from the annotation of a GenBank genome assembly.